AUGGCAACGGGUCUGCAAUGCAGAAAGGAUCCUCAGUAUACAGCAGCGGCGCACCGAAACGCGAUCGCCCAAGCCAACCUCGGGGUACCACCGCUUCAGAUCAACAACCUUCUCAACCAGCGAGCUAUUUGCGAGCAUACCUCUUCUUCUCCUGGCAAGAUUCUCACCAACAACCGAGCGUGGACUCGCGGCCCCCUUUUGGCGACUACCGAAACUGCGCUCGAUCACUGGGACUACACUCGGGGGAAGAAGGAUGGAGAGCAACAAGUCACCUUGCUAUCUCACUCUAACAAUCAGGAUCAGAGCACAGAGACAUGGUUGGAAUUUGGCAAUUGCAGCCAUGACCAAGGGGCGGAGCGUAAAAGGAGACGACGGCGAGGUAUCCGGAUGAUUUUGAAAGAGAGGGAUAAGAAACUGGAAUGCGAGGAGCUUCGGCCGGAGAAAGAGACAACAUCACCGUCCAAAGACGCGUGA
This is a messenger RNA of Pseudocercospora fijiensis CIRAD86, 474 nucleotides long. RefSeq lists its product as uncharacterized. The record is from RefSeq and is a predicted model, not a curated record. NCBI's taxonomy places the organism in Eukaryota, Fungi, Ascomycota, Dothideomycetes, Mycosphaerellales, Mycosphaerellaceae. Bases 1 to 474 code for a protein of 157 amino acids. The transcript is spliced from 6 exons.